This is a messenger RNA of Monascus purpureus, 1668 nucleotides long. Lineage: Eukaryota; Fungi; Ascomycota; Eurotiomycetes; Eurotiales; Aspergillaceae. The record is from the annotation of a GenBank genome assembly.
UUUUGGUAGCUGCCAGAUCGAAGAGAAACGGAGGAAGCGGAAAUCGGUGUUUUCGUAUUCGUCUCACGUGGUCUCCCAGAACAACAACGCUGCUCGUUGCACUCCUCUAUGUACUUCCACGGUCGAAGAGGACAAUGGACGGUUUCAGCAUUGAUGAAUCGGCUUUGCAGCUGUCUGAUUUGGAACUCGCCGUCCUGCUCUGUCUCGCUGCUCACGAGCAUUGUCUCCUGGAAACGACCAAAGACAGCAUUCAUGACGUCGCCAAAGAACUGGCUCUGAUAUCAUCAAACACAUUUGGUCUUUCUUAUGCGAUUCUCGAUUGCUCUCCUUCCACUACGUUGGCGGAUUUCAGCUCAGAGAUACUUGCAGCUGAUGGCCUCGGAAGCUAUCAUGGCCCGGCAGGGCCCAUGAAAAUUAAACGCUCCCCGUCGUACAGUACUCAGAAAUCAAGAGAUCAUGUUGGACGGACCGAUGAUGGACAUUCCCUCGACAGCAGGAAGGUCGUCAACGUGAUUAUCGCGAAACACUUCAACCGUGUCAACGAGGAUAUCCAAAUCAGGAUCCUUGAGUUACUGCGUUCGAAGCAGCUCACCACCCGAGAUGCAGUCUUGACUGCCCCUACAAGCUUCCUUUUUCUUCCGCUUGUGACCCGCAAGCCUGAACAGUUCCAGCCUCCGUUGAAUAAACACCUGAAUGACCAUCUUUUCAUUUCACAUUUUCAUGAUUCCAGUAUGGGCUAUGCCCACCUGGAAGAUGUUGAUGACUGGCUGUCCGAUGGACAAGAAUCAAUAUCAUCCGUUGUCAGAAAGCCAGACACUCGCAUGCCGAAGAAAGGCACUCAAAUCGAUGAACAGGCCCUUAGAAUUUUUGGAGAAACCAGUAAAACAGUCACUGCAAAUGCAGAUGUGGUCCGAUAUCAACAGGAUAUUAUCUCAUUCCUCAGACUCAGUCGGGCAGUCGCGGGAGGAAUAUCCCCGAAAACGAAUAUUCACUUCUCCAAAUUAGCAAAGCUUCUUGCUCAAUUACACGGAAUUGACUACCUCACUCCCUCGAUCAUAGCUCUGGCCUCGAAGAAGGUAUUCUGCCACCGCAUCAUCCUUGCCCGUCCAGAGGACGACCGCAGCCUGCAGUAUGGCAGUGAUUUGAAAGCCGUGGCUCAGGUCUUGUCACAUUUAACUCCGGAGAUGGUCUUGGACGAUGUCCUCUCCCAAGUCGAUGCUCCUGUGUGAGGCAGAUAUAGCUGCAUGCCCAUUGCAUUGCUUAGAAGUUGUGGGUAUAUACAGAACUAGGUCGUCAUGAUAAUGGCGUUCGGUAUCGCUAUAUGGCCUAAAUUUUACAGUUAGGUUACUACAUCAUCAGUCGUUCAUGUCCAUACUCAUUACUUACCAGGUACAUGACUAUAUGAGGUGCAUCCUGAUGACUGGACCGAAAUACCGCUGUUCGUUUGGAUAAAAGCAAUGAGAACAGGAGAAAGGUCCAUGAAACACCAACCAGGAAAACAUUUAUCGCCAACUAGCUGGCUAGAUCACCAAAUUUGGUUGUCGUCAGACAUCACUGGUGCAUUUUGAAUCAGAUCAGCGCAUGUAAAUGAAUUUGCAGCGUUCAUAUCAUUUGAAUUGAUGUGGGCGGUUUUGAUAUAGUUUGAACACAAGAAAUAACAACCGAAAC